AACCUGACCAACCCAGCGCUCAAGGAAGGCUUGCUGAGUCGGACGCCUAUGGGCCGGCUGGCUGAGCCUGAGGACAUCGCAGGCGUUGUUGGGUUCAUUGUCAGUCCCGCAGCUGCCUACGUCACGGGCCAGACAAUUGCUGUGGAUGGCGGCUACAGCGUGAUGGGUUUUUGGUAG
Molecule: messenger RNA, 177 nt
Organism: Monoraphidium neglectum
Lineage: Eukaryota; Viridiplantae; Chlorophyta; Chlorophyceae; Sphaeropleales; Selenastraceae
Exons: 1
Biological process (GO): siderophore biosynthetic process
Molecular function (GO): 2,3-dihydro-2,3-dihydroxybenzoate dehydrogenase activity
Source: RefSeq, a predicted model, not a curated record